AGUCACACUACUACACGAUAUAGUUGCCGUGAGAUUAUUGACUAGGAAUCGCCUCUCACGCCAUAGGCAGUAUUGGAAAUGAUCCUUGUUUUCAUAAUGGCUUUUCUGGCGAUCGGCCCUACCGACGCUAGACUGAAGGGUAAAUGCACAUGUGAUUGGUUCACUUGUACGGAGCCCGUGUGUGCAAGUAACCACAUGACUUUUGACUGCUUGUGCCGGCUCAAAUGUUGGAACGUGGACCACAACACCAAACUCUUCAAGCUUUACGACGGGGAGUGCUAUGCCGACUUAUACUAGUAAAUAAGCGAGAUAAAGAACACCUUGAUUUUUG
Molecule: messenger RNA, 331 nt
Organism: Leguminivora glycinivorella
Lineage: Eukaryota; Metazoa; Arthropoda; Insecta; Lepidoptera; Tortricidae
Product: Kazal peptide Pr13a-like
Exons: 2
Coding region: 79-297 (72 amino acids)
Molecular function (GO): protein binding
Source: RefSeq, a predicted model, not a curated record